AUGGAUAUUUCGGAGCUGUGGAGAUUAGAUUCCUUAGGAAUAAAAGAUCCUUCAGAACAAAAGUCUAGAGAGGAACUGCAAGAAGCCUCAAUGGAACAUUUCUUAAAUGCAGUGAAAGUUGAAGGAGAUUGCCGUUUUAUAGUUGGUCUGCCAUGGCUUGAUGGACAUUUGUCUUUGCCAGAUAAUUAUGAUUUGGCGUUAAAGAGAUUGCAAAUGACAACACGCAAGUUGAAAACCGAAAAAUUGUAUGAUGCCUAUGGAGAAGUGUUCAAGGACUGGGAGAAAGAGGAAAUAAUUGAAAAGGUUCCAAAAGGAGACAUGGGGAUACCUCAUCGACCUGUGAUAAAGGAGAGCAGCACAACUAAAAUCAGGCCAGUGUUCAAUGCUUCUUCUAAGAGAAAAGAAGUUCCUAGUUUAAAUGAUUGUGUUGAGAAAGGGUUAAAUUUGAUAGAAAUAAUUCCCUCAAUGAUAAAUAAAUUUCGAAGAUAUAAAUUUGGUGUAACAGCUGAUAUACGUAAGGCUUUUUUGCAAAUAAGUCUUUAUGAAAAUGAUAGAAAUUUCUUGCGAUUCUUAUGGUAUGGAGAAGAUGGACAGCUGAAACAUUUUCGUCAUCGAAGAGUUGUGUUUGGCGUUUCUUGUAGUCCGUUUUUGCUAGGAGCCACUAUUCAAUACCAUUUGAAUAAUAAACUAGAAGAAGCAAUGGGAGGGAAUGAAAAAUACCCUAAAGAGAUUAUACAGGAACUAAUAUGCAGUUUUUAUGUAGAUAAUUGCCUCACAAGCGUGAAAACUGAAUCAGAGCUGAAACAAUUCAUAGAAGUUGCUACUAAUAUUAUGGCUGAAAGACAAUUUGAUUUACGAAGGUGGAAGUCUACUAACCCAUCAGAACCUAAUUCUAGUGAGACCAACAUUCUUGGAAAGAAGUGGAUUAGACAAAGUGAUACUCCGUUAAUUAAUAUCCAUGAUAUGAAAGACAGAAAACCUGAAAAAAUCACCAAAGGAAGCAUUUUAGCUGCCUCACACAGAGUUUUUGAUCCUAUGGGGAUAGCUAGCCCGGUAUCGCUACGGCCAAAAUUGUGGUUACAAAAUUUGUGGAAAGCGAAAAUUGAUUGGGACGAUGAAGUUGACACAAAAACACGAGAAGAUUUUUCAAAGUGGCUAAGUCAGCUUGAAUAUCUGAAGCACAUAGAAAUCCCAAGGUGGUUGCAUUGUGACAAAGGUUGCGAGCGCAUUUCAUUACAUUUCUUUUGUGAUGCCAGUAAAUUUGCGUAUUCCACAGUAGUUUUCUUGAGAAUAGAAGAUGAAAGCAAUGUUCAAGUUCACCUGAUACAAAGUAAAUCAAGAAUAGCACCUAGCGGGAAAAAGGAAAAGGAAGGACUUAAACUUCUUGGUGCCACAAUAGCAGCUCGUCUAUGUAUUGAAAUAAUAAAACAGUUUCAGACGGACAAAGUUCAUUUCUGGAUAGACUCAACAGCUGUAUUAGCUUGGUUUAAAAGAGAAAAUACAUGGGGUGUAUUUGUGGAAAAUCGGGUUCAAGAAAUCAGGAAAUGGACUACGGUAAAACCAUGGCGGCAUUUGCCCGGAUCUAUGAAUCCCGCAGUCUUACCAAGUAGAGGUUGCUCUGCUGAACUACUUGACAAUUCGAAAUGGUGGGAGGGUGCCAGCUGGCUAUAUCUUUCUCACACGGAAUGGCCUGUAGCAGCUGACGAAAUUUCUGUUAAUGAAGAGGAAGUAAAUUUGGAAAAACGAAAACAAGUAGUUAUUUCCAUGGUAAAUGUUGAAGUUACGGAAAUAUGGUGUAUAAUAUAUUACUUUUCAACAUAUACCAGAAAUGUAAGAGUUGUCGCUUGGAUUCUACGUUUUGUCCACAAUGUUUCACAUCAAGAUAAGUUAAAGGGAAAUUUAAUCUGUGAGGAGUUAACAAAGGCAGAAAGUGUGAUUUUUAAAUCAAUGCAAACAACGCAUUUCCAAGAUGAUAAAUUUCUAGCCAAAAUACAAGCUUUUCGAGAUAAAAGUAAUAUUCUGAGAGUAAAGACCGAACUGGUACGUCGUGAUGAGAAUGAGAAUUUCAGAUGUCCAUUUCUUUUACCUGCUAGCAGUUUUGUGUUAGAAUUAAUCCGUGAAGAGCAUAUAAAAACGAUACAUGCAGGUCGUUCCAUCUUACUCUCAAGACUCAGAGAGCGAUCCUGGAUUCUUAAAGCUAAAAAGUUAAUAAAUAAAGUUAUUUCCAAGUGUGUGACUUGUAAGCGUCAUCGAGCUAAACCAGUAGAAGUUCCUUUUGCGCCCUUUCCAAGAGAAAGAGACAAAAAGUUUUUCAAGUGUCUGGUGUGGACUAUGCCGGUCCUCUAUAUCUAA
Molecule: messenger RNA, 2352 nt
Organism: Parasteatoda tepidariorum (common house spider)
Lineage: Eukaryota; Metazoa; Arthropoda; Arachnida; Araneae; Theridiidae
Source: RefSeq, a predicted model, not a curated record